Trichoderma gamsii is the source of this 333-nucleotide messenger RNA. RefSeq lists its product as hypothetical. NCBI's taxonomy places the organism in Eukaryota, Fungi, Ascomycota, Sordariomycetes, Hypocreales, Hypocreaceae. Bases 1 to 333 code for a protein of 110 amino acids. The record is from RefSeq and is a predicted model, not a curated record. The transcript has 3 exons.
AUGUCCAGCCAAGACUACUACCAUCAACAGCAGGGCUACCAGGGUCCGCCACAGGGCUACCCUCAACAAGGCGGUUACAAUCCUCAGCAGCCUCCUCAGGCCUACGGAGCUCCCCCUCAGGGCCAAUACUAUCCUCAGGAACAGCAGCAGUACCAGCAGGGAUAUCCUCAGGGCCAACAAAUGAACUACCAACAGCAGCCGCCUCAGCAGGAGCAGCGCGGUCGUGAUAAUAACCAGGGCUGCUUGAUGGGCUGUAUCGCCGCUCUCUGCUGUUGUUGCGCCGUCGAAGAAGGUUGCGAGUGCUGUAUCGACCUUUGCGAAUGUUUCUUCUAA